This is a messenger RNA of Aspergillus chevalieri, 1296 nucleotides long. RefSeq lists its product as uncharacterized. NCBI's taxonomy places the organism in Eukaryota, Fungi, Ascomycota, Eurotiomycetes, Eurotiales, Aspergillaceae. The coding region runs from base 1 to 1296 and encodes 431 amino acids. The record is from RefSeq and is a predicted model, not a curated record. The transcript is spliced from 2 exons.
AUGGGUGAAAUCGGCGAACAUUAUCGCGACUACAGAGCACACAAGAAACAGCAAAGGGAUCGUCGUCUGAAGCAACAGGCCGAAAAAGAGAACCAGAACCAGAACCAGAACCAGAACACCCCACGCACCCGCUGCUGGGAUUGGAUGCUGGUCGGGGGUACAACCCACUACGCAAAAAACCGUUCUGCGUUCACCGACUACCGUCGCACACGAUGUGAAAUCAGAAACUCCCUCUAUGGUGGCUCCGUGCGUGUAUCUGGCAUCGGCACCGUGAAACUGGAGGUGACCCGUGCCCCAAAUGAUCCGAGGACGUACACCUUGGUCCUGGAUGAUGUGCUGCACAUUCCCGACUCAAUUUGUAAUGGGGUUAGCAUCGAUACGCUUUCGAUUCAGGAGGGUCGCUCGCUGGGUAUGCAGGGAAUGAAGUUCUGGGAUUCGCGUACUAAGGAACCAUUGUUUUAUGGAGAGCGCUAUUGCGGGCUGUUCCGGGUUGUACUUGCAGGCAGACCGCAGGGGGAGACGUAUUUGACAGAUGGUGGUAUAAAAUUCCUGAGUAUCCAUGCUUCGACUGAGGAUCUGGUGGGCCUACGCAAGCUAUGGCGGACCUACAGAGAGUACAAACGACUUCAAGAAGAUAUUCGUCUGAAGCAGCAGGCUUUAAAGAAACAAGGGUCAACCCGCCAGAAUGACACCACGUCCACCACCCCUACUCCCAACCCCGCAGUCAACAACAGAAACCAAGACCUGGGUAAGGGAGAACAGAAGACUAAGACACCAACAAAGCUGACGCCUCGAACACCCCCGAACACCCGCCGCUGCUGGGACUGGAUGAUGGUUAGCGGUUCCGCUCACUACGCCAGGAACCGCUCGUCAUUCAGCGACUACCGUCGCACUCGCGGCCAGGCUACUCUCUCUACUUCCCCAGGCGCCGGUGUGACCCAAGUCCUGGGCAUCGGAACCGUGAAGCUGAAUAUGAUCCGCGGCCCCGAUGAUCCGAGAACCUACACACUUGUUCUGGAGAACGUGUUGCACAUACCAUCCGCGAUCUGCAAUGGAAUCAGUAUUUCCUUACUGCACGUCAAAUAUGAUGUGAUGAACAGGAGGGUAUUUGACUCGCGUACAAAGGAGCCGUUGUUUUAUGGAAAGAAAUAUUGCGGUCUGGCUAGGGCUGUUGUUGCGGGUGAUCCGCAGGGGGAGACAUAUAUGGAUGAUGAAACGGUAUAUAUGUUGAGUAUUCAUGCCACGGAUGAGGAUUUGAAGAGCUUGUUUCGGAAGACUAAGCAUCGAGUGUCGUGA